Botrytis fragariae is the source of this 1935-nucleotide messenger RNA. RefSeq lists its product as uncharacterized. The record is from RefSeq and is a predicted model, not a curated record. Lineage: Eukaryota; Fungi; Ascomycota; Leotiomycetes; Helotiales; Sclerotiniaceae. The transcript is spliced from 2 exons. The coding region runs from base 1 to 1935 and encodes 644 amino acids.
AUGGUGAUGUGGAUUCUCUUACUUCAUUUCUCCAAACAUUUCGGUGAAAAUCUAUGGGAACACUACAGAAAGAGGUAUUCUAACAAGUGCAUGCCAACAGGACCUUUCGCGAUGUCUUCUCACAACAACACCCCGAAGCCUCAGGAAUCUGACAAGCUUCCAGAGCAUAUCCAAGAAAUGCCUAUCUCACCGCGAGUAAGCGCUACUAAGAGGCCCAGACUUGCCGCCAAUCCUCAUGCAAGUGUCGACGAGCCUCUCACCACCACUACAAACCCUGAAUAUAUUGAUCCAGAAGCUUUGUUCAGCCCUGGCCAUGCACCAGGCUAUUUACAAUGGAAGAGAGCUCCCGCCCCUGAUCUAACUAGUGAAACUGAGGAGGAGAAGAGACACAGACUAAACAAAAGACACGCCCCGAAGGGUAAAAGAGGCACGCGCUGCAUCGACGACGGAACCAUUGACCGAAGCCCUGCGAUUCUUGGCAAACCAGACCCCUCUAAACUUGUAGUUAGGUUCAAGACCGAAGAAAUCGACGAUUGUUCAAAUAAGCUGAUUCAAGGCGAUGUCGAAUUCCAAUACGAGGAUGAUUCAAAGGGCGUUCGAGUGAAUUGGAAUGAUGCCAAAUCUUUGCAUGCACUUAAUAAUUGGCGAAAUCAAGUCAUUCGACGAAACAUUGGUAAAGUCUAUGACAACAACGAUUUUUGGACUGUGCAAGAACAAAAGAUUCUCACCGAAUUAGUUCGGGAUUAUCUUAAUGCCAAAAAAGAUAUCGAUUGGACGCAGAUCGCUGACGAUUACAACUCCUCAAUUGAAAAUAUUGAGCAGGAUAAAGGAAUACCCGGUGCUCCCCGGCGAUAUCGUUGCAAAAGUAGCGCCCAGAAUCCCCGAGAAGCUGUUUGUAUCUCUGUACCACUUCGUGAGGAUCGCCAGAUACCCAGACGCCAUGAUUGGGUCUUACGACAAGAGAUGGGUUACUUCCUGGCUCCCGAUGCCAUUGUAGUGAUGGAACUGCUGAGAAAUAGUGCCCUUGCACAGAAAAAUGGUCAUCCACCAGCAAGGAGUCGCCGCGGGCAAAGUCAAUUAGGAAAGCAGAUCAGAGAUAAGGCAGCUGCUCAAGAGUCUUUCGAUGAGCAAGAGUGCUCUUUUGCCUCUUCUACAUAUGAAACCGAUCGUUCUAUAGUCGAAGCAUCACCAGAAUUGGCUCCAACUCCUUCACUUCAUCCUCCUACCCAGCCUCGGCCACUUCAACCUCGCCAGAAGGCCAACUUUCAACAUAAAGCAGAGCCACCUCGUAGUCGAUACAAGAAACGCAAUGUUUACAACGAAGAGAUUGUUUAUGAUAAACCGUCAACUGAAUUGCACCGUUCCUCAACCAAUUUCAAGACGAGUCAAGGACUUGGUGACAGACGACAAGCUCUUGAUCUUUUGGCUGAGCAGGCUACAAUAUUGUAUGAUCAUUUGCCUGAAGAGUCGAAAUGGUCGGCUCCCAGACCAAUUGUACCCAAUAUUACGUCUGCACCUACUAAACUUGCUCCUACUGCACCUGCGCCUACUGUACCUGCACCAGCGCCGAUUAGAUUUCGACCUGUGACUUUUGGUUCCAUCGCAUCUCCUCGUGAUACGCCUGUUAAAAUGCCGACUGCUCGCAUGGUACCUGUUUCCGAACCGGCUAAUUCCAUGUCACCUGUCCCAGUGGCAUCCACCACUAUUGCAACGAGAGAAAAUUACUCAGAAUCUGGCUCGCAUCAAAUAGCUUCCACGCAGAAACCGGAUCUUUCAGCAACCCCUCUCGAUCGAAGUUUCGCCCAGCCACGACCGAUUGUUCCUCGUAUACCUGAUUGGAAGAUUAAUCAUCAAAUGAAAGAAACGGCUGGAGAAAAAAUUGCUGAAGCUAACGCCAGAAAGCGCAGCACUUCCGAGCCAGCUCCUGAGAUUUGA